AAAUUUAUAAUAUUUACUUAAAUUUUUGAUGCUAGCCCACAGAGAACCACUCAGCGAGGUCACCAACACCAGAGAGGAUAAGGAGGGACAGAAGGCUCCACUGAAGGACAACAAGAUCCAAGUUGCCUCCUCCAAGCCAGCCAACUUCUAUGUAUAUCUCUCAAAGAUGUACCUGAAGGACUUUGAAGAGAUUGAGAUCCAUGCAGUAGGCAAUGCUGUCUCCACUGCAGUCCUUGCUAGUGAGAACUUGUUUAGAAAUAAGUAUGGUGAGUUCUCAAUGAUCAGAACUGACACCAUCGAGCUCCCAUCAAGAGGCCCUAGAUACGGCCAGUAUGACAGAUACCCUAGUGUCAUCAAGAAGCCCAAGAUCACUAUCGGUAUCAAGAGAACUCCUGACUUCUUCAAGAACAUGGAGGAGUUUGAGAAGAUUAGAGAGGAAGCCAUCAAGCAAGAAGAGCUUGAGAUGGCUCAGAAGUCCCAAGCUGACUCCGCCCCUGUCCCUGAGAUGGUCAAGAACUAGAGCCAGUCUUAACCCCAUGU
Moneuplotes crassus is the source of this 540-nucleotide messenger RNA. Lineage: Eukaryota; Ciliophora; Spirotrichea; Euplotida; Euplotidae. The record is from the annotation of a GenBank genome assembly.